UGCAGAGCGGAAGAUGGUAAUAACUCCAUAUUUUUCUGAAGAUCCCGAACUUCGCAGUGUUCUGCAGUGUUCAGCAGUCGUUCCAGCCAAUCCAUCCACGAACGCAGUGACUCUACACAUCAACAAGUCUCCCACAAUGGCCCAACCGAAAUGUCACGCUCCCUGGAAGUUGUACCGAGUCAUCAGUGGACAUCAGGGAUGGGUUCGCUGUUGUGCGGUGGAACCUGGCAAUGAGUGGUUUGCCACAGGAUCUGGGGAUAGAGUGAUAAAAAUCUGGGAUCUCGCUAGUGGCGUUCUGAAAGUCUCCCUGACUGGACACAUCAGUAGUGUCAGAGGUUUAGCAGUGUCUCGUAGGCAUCCGUACUUAUUUUCAUGUGGCGAAGAUGGACAAGUGAAAUGCUGGGAUUUGGAAUACAAUAAAGUAAUUCGUCAUUAUCAUGGACAUCUGUCAGCCGUCUACUCCAUGGCACUUCACCCAACAAUCGACGUCCUGGUGACAGCUGGUCGAGACUCCACAGGACGAGUCUGGGACAUGCGAACCAAAGCAAAUGUUCACACUCUAGUGGGACACACAAAUACCGUCGCGAGUGUUAUCUGUCAAGCAUCCGAGCCCCAGAUAAUCACUGGAAGUCAUGACUGCACCAUCAGAUUGUGGGAUCUGGCUGCUGGUAGGAGCAGGGUGACCCUGACUAAUCAUAAAAAGAGUGUGCGAUCAGUGUGCUUUCAUCCUACGCAAAAUAUGUUCGCUUCGGCUUCCCCCGACAACAUUAGACAGUGGAAAUGUCCUGAUGGAACGUACCUUCAGAAUUUAUCUGGACACAAUGCUAUCGUCAAUUGUCUGGCUGUUAAUGAGGAUGGAGUAUUGGUCUCGGGGGCUGACAAUGGCACGAUGCACCUCUGGGACUGGAGGACUGGCUAUAACUUCCAGAGACUGCAGGCCCCUGUACAGCCUGGAUCCAUGGAUAGUGAGGGUGGCAUCUUCAGCGUCACGUUUGAUAUGUCUGGAACUAGGAUGAUCACCACUGAGGCGGAUAAGACGAUCAAGCUUUAUAAGGAGGACAAUACUGCCAACGAGGAGACACAUCCGGUCAAUUGGAGACCACAUGUCAUUAAGCGAAGAAAAUAUUAAUUCAUAAGACAUUUCUUUAGAGUAUUUGUAAUGUAUAAUUGUAAAUAAUUUUAUAAAUAUAAGGGAUUUUUAUAAAGUAUGGAAUGACCAUCAAAAACAAAAUCUUGAGGCGUUCAAAUUUAUUUAUAAUGAGUUAUUCGCUGUGCAGUUUGUAUAAAAAAUGAAAAUAAAUGAAUAUUAUAAUUGACGAGGACAUUUCAUUGGAUUUAUAAUUCCUCGUCGAGAUGAUAAUUUUCUUCUGGGAAAUGACCUGCUCUGACGGAGGCCGGCUUCACAAAGCCACCAUAUUUGGAGUUAUUUGAUUUUACAAACUCAGGUUCAGGGACUCCUCUACUUUAUUUUUUAAAUUCUGUUCAUUUGU
Molecule: messenger RNA, 1490 nt
Organism: Diachasmimorpha longicaudata
Lineage: Eukaryota; Metazoa; Arthropoda; Insecta; Hymenoptera; Braconidae
Product: pleiotropic regulator 1-like
Exons: 2
Coding region: 14-1129 (371 amino acids)
Biological process (GO): mRNA splicing, via spliceosome
Cellular component (GO): Prp19 complex; precatalytic spliceosome; catalytic step 2 spliceosome
Molecular function (GO): protein binding
Source: RefSeq, a predicted model, not a curated record